UAUUAAAUAAUCCUUGAAACCUUUCACAUUGUGUGCUCUAAAAUCAUCUAGCCGAAUGGAGUUGUACAUGAGAGGUUUGGUGGUUCUCUCGCUCUAUUUUCUUUUCACUCUAGCCACAAAGUUCGGUUGUUGUGAUGGACAUGGUUCGAAGGCUCUUUGCAGAGAAGAAGAAAGAGAAGCUCUUUUGAGCUUCAAAAGAAGCAUUCAUGAUCCUUCAAACAGACUCUCUUCUUGGGCCAGUGAAGAGUGUUGUAAUUGGGAAGGAGUUCGUUGUCACAACACAACAGGACAUGUUCUCAAGCUCAACCUCGGAUGGGAUCUUUAUCAAUAUGAUGGUUCUCUAGGUGGUGAAAUAAGUAGUUCUUUGUUGGACUUGAAGCAUCUUCAAUACUUGGACCUGAGCUGCAAUAACUUUGGGAGCCUUCAUAUUCCAAAAUUCCUUGGUUCCUUAUCCAAUUUAAGAUAUCUUAACCUCUCUACUGCAGGUUUUGGUGGUGUUAUUCCUCAUCAACUUGGAAAUUUAUCCAAGUUGCAUUAUCUUGAUAUUGGGAAUUCUGAUUCUUUGAAUGUUGAGGAUCUUGAGUGGAUUUCUGGUCUUACCUUCCUAGAGUUCCUUGACAUGACAAAUGUGAACCUAAGCAAAGCAUCAAAUUGGUUACAGGAAUCUCUAGUGUCAUCCCAGCUUGGUUUUGGACACGAUCCUUUGCUACAGUUGAUCUAUCUCACAACCAAAUCAUUGGUAGUAUUCCAAGUUUACAUUCAUCCUAUAUCUAUCUCGGCUCAAACAAUUUCACUGAUCCACUGCCCCCAAUCUCUUCUGAUGUAG
This is a messenger RNA of Vitis riparia (riverbank grape), 826 nucleotides long. RefSeq names its product receptor-like protein EIX2. The transcript is spliced from 2 exons. Gene Ontology annotation, molecular function: protein binding. The coding region runs from base 56 to 826 and encodes 256 amino acids. The record is from RefSeq and is a predicted model, not a curated record. NCBI's taxonomy places the organism in Eukaryota, Viridiplantae, Streptophyta, Magnoliopsida, Vitales, Vitaceae.